This is a messenger RNA of Sinocyclocheilus grahami, 1341 nucleotides long. It is a transcript of the gene tbx22, whose product is annotated as T-box transcription factor 22. Gene Ontology annotation, biological process: positive regulation of DNA-templated transcription; regulation of transcription by RNA polymerase II; cell fate specification. Gene Ontology annotation, molecular function: RNA polymerase II cis-regulatory region sequence-specific DNA binding; DNA-binding transcription factor activity, RNA polymerase II-specific. NCBI's taxonomy places the organism in Eukaryota, Metazoa, Chordata, Actinopteri, Cypriniformes, Cyprinidae. Gene Ontology annotation, cellular component: chromatin; nucleus. The record is from RefSeq and is a predicted model, not a curated record.
AUGAAGGUGGAAAAUCUGAAGAAUGAGAAGUUGCAGUGCAUCUCGGAUUGUAACAGAGAUGCACCGACAGCAACUUUCAUUGACAAACAGGAUCAUCGAAAAAACAAGAAGAACAGCGUGAAGUCCAGCAGACCUGCAGGCACAGAAAGUGAAGCUGCGAGAGAAGUUGGACUAGAUCUUCAAGGAUGUGACCUGUGGAAGAGAUUUCAUGAGAUCGGCACAGAGAUGAUCAUCACCAAAGCUGGAAGGAGAAUGUUCCCCUCUGUCCGAGUCAAGGUGCACAAUCUGGAUCCCGACCAGCAAUACUCCAUUGCCAUGGACAUCAUGCCUGUGGACUCAAAGAGAUACAGGUAUGUGUACCACAGCUCUCAGUGGAUGGUGGCUGGAAACACGGAUCAUUCCUGCGUUCCUCCUCGUCUCUGUGUCCACCCGGACUCGCCGUCUUCAGGACAGACCUGGAUGAGACAGGUCAUCAGCUUUGAUCGAGUCAAACUCACCAACAAUGAGAUGGAUGACAGAGGCCAUAUCAUCCUGAAGUCCAUGCACAAGUACAGGCCACGCAUACACGUCAUUCAGCACAGUCCUCUUGAGACUCUGGUGUCUCUGCCGGCGGAUGGCGUCUACACCUUCUCCUUCUGUGAGACUCAGUUCACCACUGUCACAGCCUACCAGAACCAACAGAUAACAAAACUGAAGAUCGAGCGGAAUCCUUUUGCCAAGGGCUUCAGGGAACGAAAUGGAGGCGUGCUGGAAGGCGUGCUGGAGUCGUAUGCAUGGCACAGUCCCUUCAACCUCGAUUUCAAAUCUUUUGCUAUGGAGCUACAGGGCAGAUGUUAUGGACCUCCAGCAAGCUUCGGUAUCUCCUCCUCAGUGCCAUCCUUCUUGCCCAGCUGCUUCUCUCCAGCAGCUCAUCCCGUCACGUGUUCAAGCCCUCAGUGCUGCGAGAUGCUCCCUUCACACAGUGUUCUCACAUACAGAGCGUACUGCAGCAUCUGCCUGGGCAAUCUCAGCACUUACGCUGGGCUGCGACCCGUGUUAGAUCUGCCCUUCAUGACGGCUCUCCAGGUGAAGAAAGGAGACAGCUGUAGGAUCCGCUGGCUCCAGGACUCUACCUCCAGAAGUGCUUCAGCUGGAUGGGCCUCUGGAGACCAUCAAACUCAGAAAGACAACAGAGAGCCAGCCUUCGUCUCUCCCUACAGCUACAGUCCCCCCACGAGCCGCCGCUUCUCUACUGUUACUCAUCAUCUAAAGCUGGCUCAUGCUGAGACUGUUUACCAAAUGCCCCUGAUCUCCUCCAUCAGUUACUGCCCCGACACCAAACCUGUCAAACAUGCUCUCUAG